This is a messenger RNA of Anopheles marshallii, 849 nucleotides long. RefSeq names its product enoyl-CoA delta isomerase 1, mitochondrial-like. Gene Ontology annotation, cellular component: mitochondrion. The transcript is spliced from 3 exons. Gene Ontology annotation, molecular function: enoyl-CoA hydratase activity. The coding region runs from base 1 to 849 and encodes 282 amino acids. The record is from RefSeq and is a predicted model, not a curated record. NCBI's taxonomy places the organism in Eukaryota, Metazoa, Arthropoda, Insecta, Diptera, Culicidae. Gene Ontology annotation, biological process: fatty acid beta-oxidation.
AUGCUGCGUGUUUUCCAUCGGGCCGCUCGUAUGGCAACUCCAGCUGCUCGUAAUUUAAGCAGCGAGGCUGGAAACAAUCAGUUGGUGAUUACGGAGGUGGAUGAUAAAACGGGAUAUGCUACCGUUACGUUAAACCGGCCACCCGUUAACAGCUUAAACUUGGAAUUGUUGAAAGCUAUCUCGCAAACGUUAGACGAUCUGCAAAAUAAUAAAUCUCGUGGCAUGAUUCUGACUUCGUCUUCUAAUACUGUAUUCAGCGCUGGAUUGGACAUCAUGGAGAUGUACAAACCUAACCAGGAUCGACUGCGGGACUUUUGGUCAACAUUGCAAGAUGUUUGGUUCAAGUUGUACGGGUCACCGUUUCCUACAGUAGCUGCCAUUAAUGGCCAUGCACCAGCAGGUGGAUGCUUAUUAUCUCUAUGCUGCGAAUAUCGUGUCAUGCGUCCUAACUACACGAUUGGGUUGAACGAAACCCAAUUAGGUAUUGUGGCACCGACCUGGUUCCAGGCAUCUCUUCGCAAUACUAUCUCUCGCCGGGAGUCCGAACUGGCUCUUACUCUAGGCAAAAUGUAUACAACGGACGAGGCACUGAAAGUUGGCAUGAUUGAUGAAAUUGCCGAGACUAAAGAGAAGGCAUUGGAGCAGGCUACAAACUUUUUGAAUCAGUUCCGCAAAAUUUCUCCUAUGGCAAGAUCGAUGACGAAACAAGCUUUGCGCAGUAAAGAUAUAGUUGAACUGGAGGAUAACCGCUCCCAGGAUAUCGAUCUGUUUGUCUAUGCCGUUAAUCAACCUGCUGUUCAAAAGGGAUUAGAAGUUUACCUCGAAAGUCUUAAGAAAAAGGCAAAAUAA